AUGAGCUAAGAGACUCUCAAUGGAAUCAAUGGCAUCUUGUCUGACGUCCAAGGUUUCGGCUAGGAAAGUUAUAGAUUCCUCAGAAAAUGCACCAAACCAGACAAAAGAGAAUACAUCAAAAUUGCCACAUCAUGCGCUAUUGGAUUCGCAGUAAUGGGAGCUGUUGGAUACUUCAUCAAAUUGGUCUUCAUUCCAAUAAACAAUAUCAUUUUGAGUGCAAAUUGA
Molecule: messenger RNA, 225 nt
Organism: Paramecium tetraurelia
Lineage: Eukaryota; Ciliophora; Oligohymenophorea; Peniculida; Parameciidae
Exons: 2
Biological process (GO): protein targeting; post-translational protein targeting to membrane, translocation
Cellular component (GO): Ssh1 translocon complex; membrane
Molecular function (GO): transmembrane protein transporter activity
Source: RefSeq, a predicted model, not a curated record